AUGUGUGCUUUCCACGCCAAAUUUAAAGAAGCAGCUCUUUUUAAAAGAGUAGUUGAAUCACUUAAAUCUACUAUUGACAAAACUAAUUUCGAUUGUAGUGAUGCUGGAAUAGCAGUUCAAUGUAUGGAUAAUUCUCAUGUAUCAUUAGUAUCGCUUUUAAUAGAAACUGAUGCGUUUGAUGAAUUUCAAUGUUUAAAACCAAUUACAUUAGGAAUUAAUUUAACACAUUUAUCUAAAAUACUUAAAGCACUUGACAAUGAUUGUGGAUUAAUUCUAGAUGUUAAAAAAGUAGAUGAUGCUGUUUUAUCAAUUACUUCUGAAGGAACAAAUAAAACAAUGAAAUUUGGUUUAAAUUUAGUUGAUAUUGAAGCAGAAAGUGUUGAAAUUCCAGAACUUCAAUCUGACGCUAUUAUUACACUUUCAUCUGCAGAAUUCCUCAAAAUUACAAAAGACUUUAGUGCUCUUGGAGAUGAUUCUAUUACUAUUGGAUGUACUAAAAAUGAAGUCACUCUCACUACUAAAGGUGCUAUGUGUGAAACUUGUAUGACUCUUUCUGCUCUUGAAAAUGUUGACUCUAAUGGACUUCAAAUAGAACAUAAUAAAGAUGUUACUGCUUCAUUUGCUUUAAAACAAAUUAGUGAAUUUGCUAAAUCUGCCCCUUUGGCUGAUAAUGUUAAAUUAUCUUUAAGUGGACAAGCACCACUUAUAAUGGAAUUUAAAGGAGAAGCUUGUGUGUUAAAAUUCUACUUAGCACCAAAGUUUGAUGAAGAAGAUGAACCUCAAGAGUAA
This is a messenger RNA of Entamoeba histolytica HM-1:IMSS, 789 nucleotides long. RefSeq names its product proliferating cell nuclear antigen, putative. NCBI's taxonomy places the organism in Eukaryota, Evosea, Mastigamoebida, Endamoebidae. Gene Ontology annotation, cellular component: PCNA complex. Gene Ontology annotation, biological process: translesion synthesis; mismatch repair; leading strand elongation. The coding region runs from base 1 to 789 and encodes 262 amino acids. The record is from RefSeq and is a predicted model, not a curated record. Gene Ontology annotation, molecular function: DNA binding; DNA polymerase processivity factor activity. The transcript has a single exon.